Pelodiscus sinensis (Chinese soft-shelled turtle) is the source of this 1165-nucleotide messenger RNA. The record is from RefSeq and is a predicted model, not a curated record. Lineage: Eukaryota; Metazoa; Chordata; Testudines; Trionychidae.
AAUCCCGGGCGUGACAUGACGUCCUCCCCACUCACCUGCAAAUGCCGUGCAUGGCAGCAGCAGCAGCUGGUGCAUUUGAACUUCUUGCUGUUUCUCCAGCGAUUAGCAGAAGAAGCCAGGGCCAAUGCUUUCAAGAACAAGAGUAAAACAAUUAAAUCUGAACAUACUAUAGCAGCAGCAAAGGUUAUCUUAAAGAAGAGCAGAGGCUAGGAAAUCAAGAGCAGAGGCUAGGAAAUCUAAUCCCACUUGCUUUACCCAGUGUAUUUUAUUAUCUUUUCAAGUAUUGUGAUUAAGAUCCUCAGUUGGUAUAAAUAUGCAUAAUUUCAUUGAAGUCUGUAGAGCUACACUUCUUUACCUUUGUUGAGGACUUGGGCUUAUGUUCUUAAACAUCCAUGUUUUUAUGAGAUUUGUACAUGUAUCUCUUACCAAAGCCAUGAGGCAAACGCUUGUGGUAGAGGUAUUUUUUUAAAUAAUGUAAGUUUAGUUGCACCUUCCACUAAAACACUGGGAAAAACCUAUAGCAUUUCCCUUCCAUGCAUUUACUGAUGUCAUAGUCUUAAUUAGACAGUAUUUCUUAUUAAUCACUCAGACAGAUGUAUGAAGGUGUUUACUCUGCAUGUCAGUUGAGUUCUUGUUAUGUAGACAAAAUGUUGUCUUAAAGAAGUCUGACAGUGUUGUAUCAAAUCUUAGUUUCAGAUUCUGAAAUAAGACAUUUAUAAACAUAAUUCUUGAAAUAAUUUUAAAGAACAGCACAAGUUGCUUGAAUAAAACUUAAUAUUUUUAUUAGUGCACUAACUUUCCCAAAAUUGCUCCAUUGGCUUUCCAGUGGUAUAUGUCAAAUGAGCAGCUGAUCUUAAGCUUGUGGACAGGAGCACUUCAAAAACUGAUACCAAUUGCUAUUGUUGAAUUAGACCUAAAAGAGGCAUCAAGAGAUCAGCUAUGCAUAGAUACUAUGUCUGUUUGAACCUGUGGUGUGUGGACAUGUAUAUAUUUUACACAUAUAGCACAUCAGUGUCAAAUGUCUAGCAUUCUUAUGAAAUUAAACUUUUAAAAAUGUAAACUUGCAUCUUAUUCUUUUGUGCAAUGACACUUUGUUCUUUGGUGUUUUGUCAUUUGCGUAACACUAGUUACAUGAAUAUGCAAAUAAACUGUUUCUGGUCCACAA